AUGGCGUCUGACAAGGUUACAGACAACUAUGUGCAGCCGGCCAUACCAUGCUUUGAUGGUCAUUAUGAUCAUUGGAGCAUGUUGAUGGAGAAUUUCCUGAGGUCUAAAGAAUACUGGACUCUCGUGGAAACCGGUAUAGUAGAGCCAGAAAGUGGAGUGGUGUUGACGGAGCUACAACAAAAGAAAUUGGAUGAAUCCAAGCUGAAAGAUUUGAAGGCGAAAAAUUACUUAUUCCAAGCUAUUGAUCAUUCCAUUUUGGAGACCAUUCUCCAAAAAGACACUUCCAAGCAAAUUUGGGAUUCCAUGAAGAAGAAGUACCAGGGCUCAACAAAGGUGAAGCGCUCAAUGCUGCAAGCACUGAGGAAAGAUUUUGAGACUCUUCAGAUGAAACAAGGAGAGUCUGUCAAUGAUUAUUUUUCAAAAGCAAUGGCAAUUGCAAACAAAAUGAGUACCCAUGGCGAGAAGAUGGAAGACGUGACCAUUGUAGAAAAGAUCCUGCGAUCUAUGACUACAAAGUUUGAUUAUGUUGUGUGCUCCAUUGAGGAGUCAAAUGACGUUGAGAAGCUUUCAAUUGACGAGCUGCAGAGUUCCUUGCUUGUUCAUGAGCAGAAGAUCAAUCAGAGUACAUCUGAGGAACAUGACUUGAAAGUUUCAACAAAUAGUGAUUCUCCGGCAGCAAGAGAUCGUGGUGGUCGUGGACGAGGACGUGGUAAAGGCGGCAGCCAUGGAAGAGGUCGAGGUAGCAGAGAUGGGAACAAAUCCAAUGAUGAUUCCGGCAGCAAAGACACUCAUGAUUCCAGCAGUAGCAGCAGAGGCUAUUAUAAUUCUGGAGGCAACAGUAGCAGAGGCCGAAGGCAUUCAAGCAAUCAUGAUUCGAAUGUCGACAAAUCAAAUGUCGAGUGUGUCAGGUGCAAGGGCGAAUUUGCAGAAAAAGAGAAAGAAGAUGAUGGGGCUAUUCUAAUGGUGUGUCAAACCAUGGAAAAACCACAAAAGAAUGUGUGGUACUUGGAUACAGUGAGAUUUGGAGAUGAUAGCAAAGUUUCAGUUUUGGGAAAAGGAGAUAUCAAAAUUUGGGCUAAAGAUAACACUGUCCAUAUUAUCUCUAGUGUUUUCUUUGUUCCGAGUUUGAAGAGCAAUUUGCUGAGCUUGGGACAACUGCAUGAAAAAGGAUAUGAGAUCAAGAUUACAGGAGGAGCUUGUCAAAUUCAUGACCAAAAGAGGGGCUUAAUUGCUAAGGCUUACAUGACGACAAAUCGAAUGUUUCCAUUACAUAUUCAAAGUGAUGGUCCUACAUGUUACUCUGCCAAGGUCAAUGAUCCAGCGUGGCUGUGGCAUUUACGCUAUGGUCAUUUGAAUUUUAGAGGUUUGAAGACGCUACAUGAUAAGGAGAUGGUGACUGACCUUCCUCGGAUAACAUGUCCAACUGAAGUUUGUGAAGUUGGAAAACAGCCUAGGGAAACCUUUCCGAAGGGAAAAGCAUGGCGGGCUAGAAGACCUCUUGAGCUGGUCCAUUCAGAUAUUUGUGGGCCAAUAACUCCAGCUUCCAACGCCGGAAAAAGGUACUUUAUAACGUUCAUUAAUGAUUACAGCAGAAAAACAUGGGUUUAUUUCUUACAGGAGAAAUCAGAAGCCUUAAAUGCAUUCAAACACUUUAAGGCAGCUGUUGAGAAGACUAUCAAGGUUCUUCGAACUAAUCGUGGUGGAGAAUACAAUUCAAAAGCCUUUGAAAAUUUCUUUACUAUACAUGGGGUUCGCCGACAACUUACGGUAGCUUAUACACCACAGCAGAACGGUGUGGCGGAGAGGAAGAAUCAUACCAUUUUAAAUAUGGUACGCAGUAUGCAGACAAAGAGUUGCAUUCCAAAGAGUUUCUGGCCGGAAGCUGUAAACUGGGGCAUUCACAUACUAAACAGAAGUCCAACUUUUGUUGUUCGUGAUUUGACACCUGAAGAGGCAUGGAGCGGCCGUAAACCAGCAGUUGGUUACUUCAAAGUUUUUGGCUGCAUUGCAUAUGCACGUAUUCCAGACGAGAAAAUGAAGAAGCUUGAUGACAAAGGUGAAAAAUGUGUCUUUCUUGGCACAAGUGAAGUUUCCAAGGGGUAUAAGUUAUUCAAUCCCUUGUCCAAAAAGAUUAUUAUUAGCCGAGAUGUUGUAUUUGAUGAAGAGAAGACAUGGAAUUGGAGUGAUGAUGUUUCUCUGUAG
Messenger RNA from Prunus armeniaca (apricot), 2202 nucleotides. Lineage: Eukaryota; Viridiplantae; Streptophyta; Magnoliopsida; Rosales; Rosaceae. The record is from the annotation of a GenBank genome assembly.